AGAUUUACCCAAAGAACCUGUUUUGAACUUAAUAAUUUGACCAAGUUGUUGAUUCUUUUAUUGAGACUAUAGUUUUUACUAGCAUAGGCCCAUUGUCAUCUGAUGCUGCUUCCCACUCCUGAAUAUAGUUCAGAGGUAGUCAACUAAAUGUGCAGUAGACAUGCCUAGUGAGGGGGAAGGCACACAGGACAUCAUCUGCAGCCUGUCCCAUGGCAAAGGUGAGACCAUUUCCUUGGUAUUCCUAUGUUCUUUUUGCUAAGCCUGAAACCAGAUUUGCUCAACCCUUUGGAUCCAGCAAGGCCAGCUGCCAGCAUUCCUACAGUCAAACCUCCAUAGCAGAGUCAUCUGUGUUACAGCCUCCAUAGCUGCUGUGGGCUUUCAGACUGUCUCUCCUUGGCUAUGUCUUCACUCUGGCAGUUCUGGGGGCUCCUCUUUCUCUCCUUUUUUUUUGUUUGUUUCUUUGUUUGUUUGUUCCUAGAGAGAGGGAUCAGGCCCCCUUCUAACACCAUACAGUGUGAGAGAGAUGGACAUAUGCAGCCAUAGCAUGGGUUGUAAUCCAGCUCCCCCCAGGGACUGUCCCACCUUUCUUACAGUCCCCAUAGGACAGCCUGCCUAGUGGGUGUGGAGGACCAAGACUGCAAUUAUUCCACAUACAGAAGAAACAGAAGGGAUCUGAUGAAAACAAACAGGACUGCUCAAGAGAGGAAUGCAAAGGAGAAAUAAAUGGAACCUGUAUCAGCAUCUCAAUCAGGAGAGCAAGCAAUACCAGAUGAGUCUACUGAACAUACAGAAUUUCAAACAGACAAUUAAAAUCCAAAUGAAAAAAUGGACAUUGACAUUCCUGUUACCACCUCUAGAGAUUCUGGAGGACUCCCUCUCCUCCUGCCUCUGGAUCUCAUGGAGCUGUCCCUUGUUCUGGGGAACCUGCUUAUUCUGAUCCUGACUGGGCUGCUAAUGUAUUACUACAGUGCCACAUUCAGGUACUACACCAAGGUGACCGUGCUCGAUGGAUACCUCAUCGCCAUUUCCAUCGUCUCCCUGCCAUUCUUUGUUGCUCAUGGACGCACUGUGGAAAAUACGAGAAUUAUACGUACCGUGAUGUGUCCCAUCAGAUACUUGCUUGGCAUCAAGGUCAAGGUGCAGGGGAAGGAGAACCUGGACAUUGAGGGGCCCUAUGUGAUUGUUGCAAAUCACCAGAGCAACGUGGACUUUAUUGUGAUGUUUGAGGCACUGCCAGAGCGCUGCGUGACUGUUGCCAAGAAAGAGAUUCUCUACAUGGGGACAUUUGGCCUGUGCUGUUGGCUCUCCAAGUUCAUCUUCAUUGACCGCCGUAAGACGGACCGUGCCAUCAGUGUCAUGUCAAAGGUGGCGCGGACCAUGCACCAGGAGGACUUGCGAGUUUGGGUGUUCCCUGAAGGCACCAGGAGCUAUGGUACCACCAUGCUGCCCUUCAAACAUGGGGCCUUCCACCUGGCUGUGCAGGCCCAGGUGCCUGUGGUCCCCGUGGUGUUAUCAUCCUACAACACCUUCUUCAACAGAGAGAAGAAGAGGUUCACAACAGGUGAAUGCACUAUCCAGAUCCUGCCACAUGUGCAGACCCAGGAGCUGGGCCCAGAUGAUGUCCCAAGGCUGACAGCGUGUGUGCGGCAGACCAUGCUCACCACCUUCCAGAAGAUGUUGGAGGAUGCUAGGGAACAUACAUGAGCCAGAGAGUGACAUCUACACCCUGAUGACAUCCCAACUCCUGAUGAUGACAGACCCCCACACUCACCCCUGACUCAAAACAGUGACUCGCUGUCCCAGCAUCAUCCAGUUGGGAUGCAGGAGGAUUGGGUCUGCUCUCUGUAUCUCUGCUUAUCUGAAAUGUAUGGGUCUUUAGAGCACAGCAGGCCUCCUGAAUUCCCCUCACUCACCCCGCUGGAAAUCAGUGGAGCUGCUUUACCCUCUCUGCUCCACCUGGAUUGGCCCCUGGUGUCCCUCCUAUGAUUUAGAUCCACUGGGAGAACACAGCAGCCCCCUCUACACCCCAGAGCCACUUCCAGCCCUGUCCUAAGGGAGGAGAGGCAAGAUGAAUUUGUCUGGGAAUUUCAGGACCCCUAAGGAAGCAACAUAAAAAUCCAGCAGAAGCAUGGUUACCACGAUCACAAGGGAAAAUGCAGUAGGAGCUUAGUUACCAUGAGCAAAAGGGGUGUUUAGUGUGAGGCCUGAUCCAAAGCAGCUUCAACAAACUUUGUUCCAGUGUCCUCUAAUGCCUCUUUCACUCCCUUUCCUAAUCCUCAGGAAAGGUGUUCCUGGCCACACUGGCAGGGGUGCACCAUGAUAACCCAUUGAACAAGGAUGGGACUUAUUCUGAGCACCCAGCCUCAGUGCUGACCUCAAUCUGGCCUCUUCGCUCUAGCUGCUUUAUUCCAGCUAUGGAGAAAUUGUGACCUGCUGAUCUAGCUGGUUUGCAGCUCAGCAUCAUAGCAUCACAGGCUGGAAGUGUCCAGAUUGUCCAACAUCCUACACAGAAGCAGUAUUUUCUGUUCCCAAACCAUCCCCAGAGGCAUCCCCAGUCUCUUUUUGAAAAUCUCUUGUGUAGAAAAGUACAUAGCUGCCUUCGGCAGCUUCUUCCAUUGUCCUACUGCUCUGGUAGUUAGGGGUCUGUUCCUGAGAGUCAAUCUAAAUCUGCUUUGCAGCAGUCUAAAUUCACAGCAUCAUGCCCUACCCUCUGUCAUGAGAGAAACAGUGUUCUGCCUCUGCUUUAUAGCAGUCUUACAAAGAAUCAAAUACCAUUCUUGGCCCCUUUUUUCCCAGCUAAGUAUGCCCAGGUCCUUCAAUCUUUCCUCGUGCAGCUUGCAGUCACCCUAACUCACUUCUAAAGCUCACCUCAGGAUCCUCUUCAGUUUCACUAGGUCUUUCUCAAAAUGGAAUUAUAGAUUAUAUUGA
Alligator mississippiensis (American alligator) is the source of this 2928-nucleotide messenger RNA. Its product is annotated as 1-acyl-sn-glycerol-3-phosphate acyltransferase alpha. Gene Ontology annotation, biological process: phosphatidic acid biosynthetic process. The transcript is spliced from 7 exons. Lineage: Eukaryota; Metazoa; Chordata; Crocodylia; Alligatoridae. Bases 826 to 1704 code for a protein of 292 amino acids. Gene Ontology annotation, molecular function: 1-acylglycerol-3-phosphate O-acyltransferase activity. The record is from RefSeq and is a predicted model, not a curated record. Gene Ontology annotation, cellular component: membrane; endoplasmic reticulum.